This is a messenger RNA of Cetraspora pellucida, 339 nucleotides long. NCBI's taxonomy places the organism in Eukaryota, Fungi, Glomeromycota, Glomeromycetes, Diversisporales, Gigasporaceae. The record is from the annotation of a GenBank genome assembly.
AUGAGUCAUAAACAAAUUAUUGAUUACUUCACGGGAACUCAUCCAAAUUUCCCCAAUAUACCCGUAUUUAAUAAUAUCGAAGAUAUUGUUCGUUUGAUGCCUGAUACGUCGAAAACUACAAAUGAUCGGGCAAUGAUCUCAAUAACUGUUGACCAUAUUGCACGUAAUGAGGCUCAUAUUAAUGAUAGAGAAGCUAUUCGAAUGGCUACAACAUAUUUUUUAUCCCUACUUCAACACCGUGAAAAUCGCAAUCAAAGAGAUAUAUAUAAAAAUCUUGCUCUUAACAAGCCGUACCCAUCCUAUUUAAAGUUUGAGUUUACCGAGCUCAAGCAAAAUUAA